This is a messenger RNA of Annulohypoxylon truncatum, 2311 nucleotides long. RefSeq lists its product as uncharacterized. Gene Ontology annotation, biological process: spliceosomal snRNP assembly. Lineage: Eukaryota; Fungi; Ascomycota; Sordariomycetes; Xylariales; Hypoxylaceae. The record is from RefSeq and is a predicted model, not a curated record. The coding region runs from base 93 to 1685 and encodes 530 amino acids. Gene Ontology annotation, cellular component: nucleus; SMN complex. The transcript is spliced from 2 exons.
UUCUAAGGUUCUAAUCCAAACGUUGACAACGCAUUUACGUAACCUUCACAAAACAUCACAUCAAUCCGUCUUGUCUCGUUCUGCCAAUCGCCAUGAAACCGAGAAAACGUACUGCAGACGGCGAGGGCGGAAAUGCCCAUAAAAGACAUCGUAAUCCACAAUAUUCUGGAGGGACAAAGACGAACUCGACCAUGGACCCGAAUUACGGCCAACGAAGCGCCUUCGGUGACUUUGAGUGUCUUACAACCGUGCCUGUUGGAGACAGUGAUCUGGACUGGGAGGAUGAUUCCGACGCACUAGCCUACCUUAAAUCUGUGCGAACCCAGGCUUUUACCAUCCCACAUGUCCUCGUCGCGAGUAAAGCUGGUCCACAAUUACCUCCCCAAUCCACACUGCAGUCCGUGGCUAGCAAUCAGCAAGGUGGAGAAGAAGGCAUCGACCGAAGUAUCUAUAAAGAUGGCAGAGGCGAUUUCAGAGGAUAUUAUCACGAUGGAGCGUAUAUCGCGUAUGCACCCAACUACUUAGACGAGGACGAGGACGAGGAUGAAGAGCAAGAUGAAGAAUUUGAUGAAGCAAAUCACGACUACGAAGAAGGCGAAGAAGACGAAAAUCUAGAGCUAGAAUACGAGGAAGAAAACAGCUCCGAGUCCGACAGCGAAGGGCGUCCGCAUAAUAGUAACUCGGACGAGAUCCGCGACGCAUAUUUCGCUUCGCUCACGAACCAAUACCUAGCCCUGCGCCAGAUCCUACAGACCGAGCCACCGCACGACGUACUAUUAUCGCUCCCCAGAUCGAAUCCAACCGAAGUAGGCGAAUUCGGCUCCCGAUCUGACACGUUCCCCAAGUGGUCCGGGCGAAUCCGAGGCACAGAUCCGCUGCCCGCCCAGAUCGCGGGUAUGCACAAGGACGGCGUGAUCCGGCUCCUGCGCAUCAUCCUCGGCGGCAAGUUCCUUCGCAAGAAGCAGACACUCUGGGAGCGCACUAGCAGGUGGGUAUGGGCGCUGCUCGCGCGCCUACCCGAGAGGGGCGAGCUGGACUACCAGGAGAUCGGGUAUAUCCGCGAGUUAGGCAAGAGGGCAGUGCUGCUGAUGGUUAGUCUGGCCGAGAUGGAGGUUCUGAAAGAGCAUUACGAUGUCGGCGAUAGUAGCGCCGAGAGCCUGGGCGAACCCGAAGUUGACGAUGGAGGCAUUGGCGAGGAAUCGAGUCCGGAGGGACCUGACGGCUGGGACGACGUGGAAGAGGAGGCCACAGUUGUUAGCGCCAACGCUACCAAAACAAAAGGAGCUGGCGAGGCGGGAGAGGCGUCGGACGUCGAGAUGCAGAUCGAUUCAGACUCCGAGGCAGAGGACGGGGAAGUAUCCGAAGCACCCCAAAACCAAGCAGAAGAAUCAUCGGCUGACAUAGAGAUGGCCAAGGCCCGGCUCCUGCACCAGCUCGACGCGACGGCCGGGGAGGAGGACGCGGAGCCCGUAGUAGUCCCCAAACCUGAAACCACGGACCUCAUGGACGAAGCCUUCGCGGCCCUCGCCGCGGACGAGGCGGCCCAGAAGAAGGAAGAGCGCCAGAGAGCUAAGAUCAACGAACGCGCCACUUUGAACAUGAUCCUUACUGUCGCCGGUGAGUUCUACGGGCAGAGAGACCUUCUCGAGUUCCGGGAUCCGUUUGGUGGGCUUCAGGUCGAGUAGGUAGACCGAACCAGACCGGGCCCAUAUUGUGUCUAUAUCCAUCCAUGUGAUCAGAUUGUUCUAUAGUACCUCCUAUUCCUAGGCAUCCUGCACCUUGAGCUCUACGCUGUAAGCUGUGUAAGAGAUAAUAAAAACAACCCAAUAUUUUGAAACAUAUCUUGGCGUGAGUUAUGCGCUAUGAGGUUAAAUUGUAUAUCAAUUCGCGAUCUGGUAGUACACCCAACCAACAAACCAACCAACCAAUCUUCCCUUAUUGAUGCGAACCAAUCCAUCCUCAUUCCAAAACUGCAGGAGUAUUCCGGGUAAUUUAUCCCUUGCAUGUACUUACUCUCGUUCCCUCGUGAUACGCACCUAAAUAGAUUGGAUAGGUGUACAUAUACAAACGUGCUGCAACAACAUCCGUGCAACAACAAGCAGCAAUAUAAAACUCCGCAAGCGCCAGCCAACCCGAUCAUGCAGUGUUCGCUAAAAUGUCGUCUCGUCUCGCCCGCACGCCCAUGUUUCAACCCGAUACAAUCCAAUCCGUAACAUAAAAUAGUACAGCAGCACUUGCCGUCGUCUCCCCGGCCUCUAUGCAUAUGUGCAUCUCCCAAAUAUCCCGCGCACCUCCCCCUUCCCACCCCCCC